Messenger RNA from Aedes aegypti (yellow fever mosquito), 1195 nucleotides. RefSeq lists its product as uncharacterized. The record is from RefSeq and is a predicted model, not a curated record. Gene Ontology annotation, biological process: negative regulation of G2/M transition of mitotic cell cycle. NCBI's taxonomy places the organism in Eukaryota, Metazoa, Arthropoda, Insecta, Diptera, Culicidae. The transcript is spliced from 2 exons. Bases 173 to 1147 code for a protein of 324 amino acids.
CUGUACACGAGCGUUGAUGAUCAAACAGCUGUCAGCUGGUUUGCGUGUUUACAAAAACAUUCCGAACCCGCGGAAGCAAGACAUUUUGCAUCGGUCGCUUUAAUUCUCGCGGAAGUAAUCACUGUAAUUGGUUUAAUUGUUCAACACAGGUAUUUCCCAGCAAUACUGAAGUAUGGAUAAAAGUGUCGGACGGGACAAACGUCGCAAAGACAAGCAUCACAAGAAACCGCCCCCAGCGAAACCAACCCCGGGAGGACCGAAUAAACCCCAGAAGGAACCAGUCCCCGCCUCGGCUCCCUUAAUAGUUUGUGACGAUCACUUCUCGCGACGGCCCAUCGAAUCCAACUGGAACAGCACCAAAAACCUUCCGUCAUCCGAGGGAAGCGAUUCCGAAGACGAACAGCUUCGGGCCGCCGAUUUUGAGGGGCUUCUGCAGAUGCCCCCGUCCGUUAGUGGCCACUUGUUCCUCAGCACCGAAAAGCACUGGAUUAUCGAGAGUGAGGAGGGAUUGACAUCCGGGGGCAAAUCCGGCCAGCAGUACGGACAGCGCUUCCAGAUCGAUACCAAGCAGCUGACGGCCAGUUUGGCCACGAUACCUUUCUACGAACGGAACGAUUACCCGAGCGAGCUCUUCUCCAAGCAGGAAAUCGAUUCCAUGAAACUGAAAGCGCAGUACGAAUCGAAAAAGUACGACGAGCUUUGUCAGAGAUUGAAGCCGCCCGGAAGAAUGGGCGACAAACAGCAGGUUCCGAAACCUCCGGUCAAGUGCCUUAUCGGAACGGACUCGCGUCCUCCGCAGCCGGAAAGAAUCGUUGAGGAUCCGGCCCCACCUCUCCGUCCAGUUCCCUGUCUGGUUGGUCCGAUGGCGUUGCCACCGGAGUUAAGAAACGAUCCCAACGUGACCGGAGGACGGAGCCAGGCUUCCUUGGUGAUACGGCUCAGCGAGGUCGAUAUAACGGCCGAUAGUCAACAGCGGAACGUGACACCGCCUAGUGGGGAAUCGGUACCCAUUCGAAAUGAUGAGCCCACCACUUCAGAACAGAAGCUCAAGGAAGAUACAAGAAGGGUGGAAAGUAAAUCGGAAGCGACCGGGAAGGAGACGAAAGAGGACAUUCAGCAGUGGCUUGAUGACAUUUUGGAUAUGUAGGUAGGUGCUUAUUACAAUUUUUAUAUUAAAGUCUUGUUACUAGCAGUA